Molecule: messenger RNA, 4270 nt
Organism: Rhinopithecus roxellana (golden snub-nosed monkey)
Lineage: Eukaryota; Metazoa; Chordata; Mammalia; Primates; Cercopithecidae
Product: succinate dehydrogenase [ubiquinone] flavoprotein subunit, mitochondrial-like
Biological process (GO): tricarboxylic acid cycle; mitochondrial electron transport, succinate to ubiquinone
Molecular function (GO): flavin adenine dinucleotide binding; succinate dehydrogenase (quinone) activity; electron transfer activity
Source: RefSeq, a predicted model, not a curated record
UUUGCGCAGGGACUGGCGGGACUGCGUGGCGGCGUCAACAGUCAUGUUGGGCGUCCGGAGCCUGUCGUGGCUGCUGAGCGCUCGGCGCCUGGCGCUGGCCAAGGCGUGGCCAACAGUGUUGCAAACAGGAACCCGAGGUUUUCACUUCACUGUUGAUGGGAACAAGAGGGCAUCUGCUAAAGUUUCAGAUUCCAUUUCUGCUCAGUAUCCAGUAGUGGAUCAUGAAUUUGAUGCAGUGGUGGUAGGCGCUGGAGGGGCAGGCUUGCGAGCUGCAUUUGGCCUUUCUGAGGCAGGGUUUAAUACAGCAUGUGUUACAAAGCUGUUUCCUAUCAGGUCACACACUGUUGCAGUGCAGGGAGGAAUCAACGCUGCUCUGGGGAACAUGGAGGAGGACAACUGGAGGUGGCAUUUCUACGACACCGUGAAGGGCUCCAACUGGCUGGGGGACCAGGAUGCCAUCCACUACAUGACAGAGCAGGCUCCCGCCGCCGUGGUUGAGCUGGAAAAUUACGGCAUGCCGUUCAGCAGAACUGAAGAUGGGAAGAUUUAUCAGCGUGCAUUUGGUGGACAGAGCCUCAAAUUUGGAAAGGGCGGGCAGGCCCAUCGGUGCUGCUGUGUGGCUGAUCGGACCGGCCACUCACUAUUGCACACCUUAUAUGGAAGGUCUCUGCGAUAUGAUACCAGCUAUUUUGUGGAGUAUUUUGCCUUGGAUCUCCUGAUGGAGAACGGGGAGUGCCAUGGUGUCAUCGCACUGUGCAUAGAGGACGGGUCCAUCCAUCGCAUAAGAGCAAAGAACACUGUUGUUGCCACAGGAGGUUACGGGUGUACCUACUUUGCCCACACCAGCACCGGCGACGGCACGGCCAUGAUCACCAGGGCAGGCCUUCCUUGCCAGGACCUAGAGUUUGUUCAGUUCCACCCCACAGCCAUAUAUGGUGCCGGUUGUCUCAUUACGGAAGGAUGUCGUGGAGAGGGAGGCAUUCUCAUUAACAGUCAAGGCGAAAGGUUUAUGGAGCGAUACGCCCCUGUGGCGAGGGACCUGGCGUCUAGAGACGUGGUGUCUCGGUCGAUGACUCUGGAGAUCCGCGAAGGAAGAGGCUGUGGCCCUGAGAAAGAUCACGUCUACCUGCAGCUGCACCACCUGCCUCCAGAGCAGCUGGCCACGCGCCUGCCCGGCAUUUCAGAGACCGCCAUGAUCUUCGCUGGUGUGGACGUCACGAAGGAGCCGAUCCCUGUCCUCCCCACCGUGCAUUAUAACAUGGGCGGCAUUCCCACCAACUACAAGGGGCAGGUCCUGAGGCACGUGAAUGGCCAGGAUCAGAUUGUGCCCGGGCUGUACGCCUGUGGGGAGGCCGCCUGUGCCUCGGUACAUGGUGCCAACCGGCUCGGGGCAAACUCCCUCUUGGACCUGGUUGUCUUUGGUCGGGCAUGUGCCCUGAGCAUCGAAGAGUCAUGCAGGCCUGGAGAUAAAGUCCCUCCAAUUAAACCAAAUGCUGGGGAAGAAUUCAUGAAUCUUGACAAAUUGAGAUUUGCUGACAGAAGCAUAAGAACAUCAGAACUUCAACUCAGCAUGCAGAAGUCAAUGCAAAAUCAUGCUGCUGUGUUCCGUGUGGGAAGCGUGUUGCAAGAAGGUUGUGGGAAAAUCAGCAAGCUCUAUGGAGACCUGAAGCACCUGAAGACGUUUUACCGGGGAAUGAUCUGGAACACGGACCUGGUGGAGACCCUGGAGCUGCAGAACCUGAUGCUGUGUGCGCUGCAGACCAUCUACGGAGCAGAGGUGUGCAAGGAGUUGGGCACACAUGCCAGGGAAGACUACAAGGUGCGGAUUGAUGAGCACGAUUACUCCAAGCCCAUCCAGGGGCAACAGAAGAAGCCCUUUGAGGAGCACUGGAGGAAGCACACCCUGUCCUAUGUGGACAUCAGCACUGGGAAGGUCAGUGUGGAGUUCGUUCUCACCACAGCCCAGAACGCGCACGGCCCCGCCCAGGUUCGCGGGCUGACCUUGCUGAUGGUGAACGGGGAGGAGCAGGCUGGAUUUAAAUCAACUCCUGACAGAUUUGAGGCACCACUGAAAAAGGCACUCUGAUAGCAGUCAGGCUUCUGGCUGGAAACAGAAUCCAGUGCCUGCAAGUGGUUCAGAGGAGCCUUGAGGAAGUGUUGCUCCGUGGUGUGGGCCAGAUGGAAGUCACUGGGGAGGAGCAAGUGUCCAAGGCCUGGUGGCGGGGGAGGAGAGGAGGAUUGUGGACUUAGGGAGAAAGUCAGCGUCUAUGGGGUGGGGACACAGCCACUGCCAGAAACCAGUCCCAAGCCAAGGGAGCCCAGAAGAGACCCCUCCCCUCUCCUCCCUUGGGCUGGCCCAACCGGAAGCAUCUGCCGGGGAGCCGAGGGGAUGUGGUGCAGCCCUUAGCAUCCCCUGGGCACUGAGCACGCAGAGAAGGGAAGGGCAGAAAUUGAGGAGGGGUUGUGGUGAGCAGUGUCCUGGGAACAGCCAGCCAAGGGUGGGGUAGGGGGGUUGCAGCCUUGUUCCACACAAGCACAGUUCACCUGUGUGGCAUUUCCGCUGGGCAUUAAGAUUCAGAAAUAAUGAAGAUAGAAAAGCUUUUACGCUUAAGCUUUUCGUAGCUUGUAAGAGAUAGUCGUAUAAUCACUUAGCUGUGUCUGUGGAAGUUACCUUUGGACCCUCACUAUCAUCUAGUGUGUCUGUAAUUCAGGCAGUAGGUCAUUUUCAGGAUGUAUCAUGAAGGCCAUUUCCUGAUCGUAUAUAGAAAUCACACCUCAUUCGCUUAGCACAAGUCUAUUUUUAAUGUUUCCGGGUUCGGGUUUUUUGUUUUGUUUUUGUUUUUCUGAGAUAGAGUCUCAUCUCUGUUGCUCAGGCUGAAAUGUGGUGGCUCGAUCUUGUCUCACUGCAGCCUCAACCUCCCCCUGGCUCAGGUGAUCCUCCCACCUCAGCCUCCCAGGCACAUGCCACCAUGCCUGGCUAAUUUUUGUAUGUUUUGUAGAGAUGGGGUUUCGCCACGUUGCCUAGGCUAGUCUUGGACUCAAGUGAUCCACCUGUCUUGGCCUCCCCAACAGGCAUGAACCAACACGCUCAGCCAGUUUUAGUGAUUUCUCAAGAAAUACAUACUCAUUUCAGAAAGUACAGAGAGAUUGAAAUAAGAGCUCACUAACCAGAGACGACCCAUUAUGGUUUAAAUUUCUUUGUAUAUGUGCCUACCUUUUCCUGUGUGUGCAUUUUUAAUACACAGCCUGAGUAUUCCUUCUCUGAAAUCCUUGGGACCAGAAGUGUUUUGGAUUUCAGGCUUGUUCAGACUUUGGAAUAUCUGCAUGAUACUUACUGUCUGAGCAUCCCCAGUCGGAAGAUCUGACUCCAUAGCACAUUUCUUUUGAAUGUCAUGUUGGUGCUCUGAAAGCUUCAGAUUUUGGAGAAUUUCAGAUUUUUGGAUUAGGGAUGUUCAACCUAUGUAAAUAUUUACUUUGAACUGGAAGUGGGUAGUUUAAACAUAAAGUGUCUCAGUAUAGACAAAGGUUCUCCCACUUUUCAUGACCGAAGCAUUUUUGUAAAGCACUGAGAAUCUGGCACAGGGUCAUUUCGUUGCUAUGUUCUACUCUACGGAUCUGCCGCCAUUUACAGUCCCCUGUUGCACGUGUGGAACAUUGUUGAAUUUGUUAUCGGAAAAGACUGCGGCAAAUACCUUUAAGUUCCCAGGCCGUAAAUCUGCUGGUUAGGGACCGCCAGUUUAAAUAACCAAAUACUGAAAGAACUGGCAUAGAAGUAAAUGGGCUGUUGCUUUAUUUUUAGACUGUUCUUUUUAGAGAACAAUGACAAUUAUUUCCAAGUUUGUCAUUAGAAAAUAAUAUUAGGUUGGUGCAGAAGUAAUUGCAGUUUUUGCCAUUACUUUCAGUGGUAAAAGCCAUAAUUUUGCACCAACUUAAUAUGAUAAAUUUGUUCCUUAAAGUGUAUUUUUGGUAAGAAAAACCUUUUGUUUGUCCUUCUAUUAAUUUUUUGUCUUUUUCUUGGUAGAGACAGAGUCUUGCCAUGCUGCCCAGGCUGGAGUGCAGUGGUGUGAUCUCGGCUCACUACAACCUCCACUUCCCAGGCUCCAGCAAUCCUCCCGCCUCAGCCUCCCAAGGAGCUGAGACUACAGUUUACAGCCAGAGAACAACACAUCACGCAGAGGAAACAGUUGUGCUUAUGUGAUGGGGCCUCAGCACUAGGAAGGAGUGGACUGUUGGCACAUGCAGCAGCUUGAAUAAAUCUGAAAGUCACUAU